AUGAGAAUGCACAAGCUUCGAUUCUCAUUGCAAGAGUUCCACGCCGUAACCGGGUUUGAAUGCGAUACUCAUAUCUCGCUUGAGGAGUUUGAAGAGUGGAAAUAUGAUGGUGGUUUCUGGAGCAAGGUUUUGAGGAGAAAAGAUGGAACAAUUACACUCUUCAACCUGUGGACUAAGGACAAGGAAGCUGUAAAGAAAUGGAGGAAUGCAGAUCGCAUACGUCUUAUCUACUUGGCGAUCAUUCUUUGUGUGGUAUUGGCGAGAGAUGAGAAGGCUAAUAUCCCCCUGAAGUACAUCGCGGUGGUCAUGGAUCUUGACAGAGUUCGAAGGUAUCCUUGGGGAGUUGCUGCUUAUGACCUUCUCUGCAAAUCCAUAGCCAAAAAUCGUUCCCAACUGAAGGAAAAGACCACUAGCUAUGUCUUGGAUGGCUUCUCAUACGCCUUGCAGAUUUGGGCAAUGGAAGCGGUGCCAAAAAUCGGGAAGCUUUGUGGAAAAAAGCUGGAUAAGGGUUUCAAGGACGGUCCUAGAUGCAUAAACUGGAUGGGAGCUGCGAAGGUGUCAUAUGAGGAGAUCAUUCGCUUGGAGGAGAUUAUUACACCCAAGGAUGACAUCUACCCAUACAUCUCAUGGACAGGAAAUUAUGAUGUUGUCAAAGCUCAGGCGUUUCGCAGAGAUGAUGAUGUGGAGGAUGACAGAAUCAAGGUUCUGAUGGAGAUGAUAAAGAAGGGGCAUGAUUUUAGUGAGCAUGUUUGGGAAACUGAAGAAAAUGAAGUGAUUUCUUUAUCUCUCGAUGACGAAUCAGCUGUGAAUGAUGAAGCAAGCGUGAAUGUUGAAGCAGCCGAGAGUGAUGACGACUUUCAGACUCCGAAAGGAUCAAAAAACGUUGGUUCUAGAUCAAAGAGGGGUAAAAAGAGGCUUCCCGAUCGUGGUAUGGAGAAGAGAAAGCAUAAGGUUCUCGCAAGUGGCGCAAAGCAAGCUCCUUUUAAUGAAGACAUGAAGGCUUUUAUGACACAGUUGUUUGAGCACAACUUCUCUGGAAUGGAACAAAGGAUACAGAAACAGAUGGCCGAGACAUUUGAGCAGAUGCGGACAGAGCUUAAACAAUCACGUAAGGAAGCCAGCGUUGAAGUUGAGCUUGGAGAGCCUUCACCGACAAAGCCAUCGACGAGCCAGGCACCGUUGAGGAGGUCCACACGCGGGGAUGGUUCCGAGACUACAUUCGAUGUGAAUUAUAGUGAAGCAGAUGAUUUGGGUCGCGGGAUAGGUACACAAGGGGUUGAAGGGCUUUCUCAGACGUCGUAUGUGCCAGGCUUUGAUCCAUCUCAGGACAAAAAAGAAGAAGACUGGUGGACUCCAAUGACUUCGGUCCGAGGUUCAGUGGAUAAUCCAGUAAAGAAAGAAAAGACAGAGAUGAAUACAGCUCCACCGCCGUCACAGUGGGAGAAAUGGUGCAAAAGAAAAGGUCAUGGACUUCAGCUUAGCGAUUCACCAUUGCCAGAAGAUGCUUCUCCGCAGGCGUCACUUUAUUAUAUCUCCGAAGAGUCAUGGAAAGGAUUCACGGAAUGGGCAUUAAAGCCUAUACCUUUAACAAUUGGUCCUACAUGCUUUAAUUUGUCUGUAGCUACAAGAGUAGUAAGUGCUGGAAAAUGGCUUGGAAACAAGGUAAUGAAUCUUGUACUAACCUUUAGUCAAUUUAUCUUCCUAACACUUCUUAUAUGCUAUAUUACUUAACUUUCAUUGUAAAUUUUUAGGAGAUGGAUGCGGUUAUGUUUAUAUGGCGUGUGAACACUACAUUGAAUCGUUGGGCCCCUCGACGUGUUGCUUUCAUGAGUGUUAUGUUUUGCCUCCAAGUAGACGCUGCAUACAAGAAGUUUUUACCAAACAAAAAAGCCUAUCAAUUUCCUGAUUUCCUUCUUGGGUACGGCAGAGGAGAGCUUCCAUCUCAUGGGCGGACUGAUCUAGUUUGGGGUGUUGAUGUUGAUCGACUCUACUUUCCUCUGUUUGUAAAUGGUAACCAUUCAGUUCUUUUUACAUCCUAGUAUACAUUUCUUCGUUUACAAAUUUUUGUGGACUCGAACGCAGGUAAUCACUGGGUUGGUGUCUGUGUCAACAUCAUUGAAAGAAAAGUGGAAGUCUUUGAUUGCGGUCGGGGAAAGAACAGACAGUACGUUGAGAAGUUUGCUGCUAUCAUUCCUAGGAUAGUGAAGUCCGUUGCACCACAAGAAAGACAGAAGCAGCUACUCCUCUCAUCAUAUUCUAUCGUGGAUGUGCCUAUGAAGUUGAGAUUGAACAAAAGUUGUUGUGAUUGCGGUGCAUACGCUCUGAAGCACUUGGAAUGCUCGCUGCUUGGUCUUGACGUCAGUUUAGUGGAUGAUGAAAUCAUUAUGGGUUGUAGACAGAAGAUUGGAGUGGACUUAUGGGAGGCUGCACACGACCCCAUCUU
Molecule: messenger RNA, 2443 nt
Organism: Brassica napus (rape)
Lineage: Eukaryota; Viridiplantae; Streptophyta; Magnoliopsida; Brassicales; Brassicaceae
Exons: 4
Coding region: 1-1731 (576 amino acids)
Source: RefSeq, a predicted model, not a curated record